AUGGUUCUCAAAAACAAGCUCUCCCCUUCUCCCCAAUUCUGCGUCGUUCGAGCACAGAUUACACUUCCUAUGGUCAUAGGUACAGUCCUUGCAUUUACUUGUGCUGUUACAACUUGCCGCAAGCGACAUCUCAAAUGCGACGAAGCCAAACCCAUCUGUGGGCCUUGUGCCAAAGUUGGCCGGCAGUGCGACUAUACUCAAUCGUCCUGUCCUCCCGCCGAUCCACCUGUCGAAGAUGAAGCAAUCGAGCCCUCAGCAGACACAGAAGCCACUGCGCCUUUUCUUUCGUCUAUACACGACACAAGCAUUAAUGAGUCUCCGGAUCUAACAUCUCAUGAGCAAACAGACCCUACCGUGCUCCCAUGGGCCAAUCAUAGUCAACCCGCCCUUCAUCCGCUCGACCAACUAGCCGCCAUUGUCGCGAUUGACCACAGUUCUACCUUUGCUAGUAACAUACCAACCUCCUCGCAGUAUCCAUCGGACAUUCCUCAUUCAGUGUCGAGCUCCAUCGAGUCGCCCGGACCGACUAUAAACGCCGCGGCUGUGAGAUGGUUCGAUCUGCUAGCAAAUGACGCCGUCCGUGAAACGCCCCAGAUUUCGAGCAUCAUCGGUUACGGACAAGACGUACUCGAGGAGACAGAUGUAUCGCAGAUUACACCAUUACAGCGGGCCACACGUAUCGUGGACCGAACUCAUGUCGAUGACGACACCGUGCAGCCAGGUCUAAGUUCAGAACAAUCAACAGGCAACGCUAUACAAUUGGAGCAAAAUGUGCAUGCAAUCAACUCGCCUACCAGUGCUUCUCUUGAAGAGAGGCUUUGGCAAGCCCAGGAGACUAUUCAGCUUCUUCCGCACGAGUACACCCUCUUCGAGAACUUUGUCCAACGAGUCAGCCCAUGGAUCGACAUCUUCGACCCAACAAGCAAGUUCUCGACCUUCGUGCCUCACCUUGCGAUGCGCAACGCUGGACUGUUGAAUGCAAUUCUAGCACUGUCUUCUCGUCACCUCUUACUCAACGCAGGAGACGCUUCACACGACCAGCCUCAUCGCGGUACUCCACUGCAGUACUACUAUCAGACAUUACACUACGUCCAGAAAGCUAUGCAGUACUCAAGCUACAAGACUAGCUUGGAACUUCUUGCUACUGUACUGAUCAUCUCCACUUACGAAAUGCUGGACGAUUCAAGCCAGGACUGGCAGCGGCACCUCGAAGGCGUCUUCCUAAUUCAACGUUCACAAGUGAUAUAUGGAGACUCAGGUGGGCUUAAAAGCGCGGUCUGGUGGGCAUGGCUCUGCCAGGAUGUGUGGGCAGCGUUCCGUGAAAGACGGAAAACCCUGACCUUCUGGGUUCCGAAAAAGACGUAUGCAGACCUGACCCCGUCCGAAAUUGCUGCUCGCUCGAUGUUUAUCCUCUCGAAAGUUAUCAAUUACUGCUCACGAGAGGAAUGUGCUCUGGCAGAAGUGGAUAUACAGUCUAGGAUUAAUAGGGCAAAGCAUCUGCGCGGUAUGCUCGACGAGUGGUGGAGGCAUUUGACUGUCGAGUUCACUCCGCUACCGUCAAUGUCUAACAGUCACCCAGCGGCCUUCCGGCCUAUAUGGAUUCGAACACCAGCAUUUGCCGUCGCCGUUCAACUGCACUGCGUGGCUCAUAUUCUGCUCUGCUCGCACGAGCCUUGUAUCGGUGGGUUAGAUCGUUAUCUCGAGCGGCAGACAAGAAUUUGGCAAUGUGUCGAAAUUAUAGGCGGGAUCGCCAUGACUCUCAAGGACGAUUCGUCGUCUUUAAUAUCAUCGCAAUGCUUAUUCAUCGGGUAG
Molecule: messenger RNA, 1812 nt
Organism: Aspergillus mulundensis
Lineage: Eukaryota; Fungi; Ascomycota; Eurotiomycetes; Eurotiales; Aspergillaceae
Product: Zn(II)2Cys6 transcription factor
Exons: 5
Coding region: 1-1812 (603 amino acids)
Biological process (GO): positive regulation of transcription by RNA polymerase II
Cellular component (GO): nucleus
Molecular function (GO): DNA-binding transcription factor activity, RNA polymerase II-specific; zinc ion binding; transcription cis-regulatory region binding
Source: RefSeq, a predicted model, not a curated record